UUCUGGUGAUUGACAGGUCAGAAUCUCCAAGUUACAGGCCCCUCCAUUUCAGACCUAUAAAUGGACUCCCAUCUCACUCUGCUCUGAAUCGCCUCAUUCUGACAAACUCUCUGCUGAAAACGUUGAACGCUACACUACAUUAAGAUGUCAGACUUAGAGAACUGCCUGGGAACCAUCAUUGAGGUCUUCCACAAAUACUCGUCCAAAGAAGGCGACAAGUACAAAUUAAAAAAGACCGAACUCAAGGAGCUGCUCACAAAUGAAUUUCCGACUCUUACCGAGCAUGUGAAAGAUCAAGCAACAAUGGACAGUUUGAUGGAAAGCUUGGAUACGGAUGGUGACUCAGAGUGUGAUUUUCAGGAGUUCAUGACCUUCAUCACCAUGGUUACCAUCUGUUGCCAUGAGUUUUUCGAACACCACGAAGAUGAAUGAGUCAAAUUUAAUAAAACGAGUUCAGUUUUCGUAGUUUAAUGAGUCACAAUACAUUCCUCCUCUUAAAGUUUGCUUUGUUCUUUAUCAUACCAUAUUAGGAUUGUUGUUUUGUUUGGAUAGAAUGUACAUGCAGCUUGUACAACAGUUUGUUUGGCUUAUUUUGCUAGACUCCAAACUAGUUCAUAAUUUAUUACAAAGCGUGUUUCUAUAAUUUUGCCUAGGCAUUUUUUUUUUCACCAAGACAUCCCCAUCAUAAAUCUCAUCGAGUGAAAUGUGGACCAGGUGUUGCGCUCUUGCCAUUUCAAUUCCAGGCUGAUUGUGAAAUGUUUUUUUUUCUGAUUAUCUUCAGACUAUUAGGCUGCUAUUGACUUAUGUCGGAUUGUUCCGGGGCCUGAGACAAAUCAUACUGUGCUUUAAAAAGACCCACCAAAGCAAAUGGUUCUUUUGAAAAUAUCUAAUAUGUUUACAACCAUCCAUAAAUGAUUUGGAAUUUCAGAUUAAUCCCAUAUGUUAUUAGAGGCAUGAAAACUCAUGUUUUUCAUGUAUUAAAUGUCCAGAAUAUUUACUAGCAGAUUUUUUUUUUUAACUGAAAUGUGUUUUCCAACUGUAACCUAAGCUAACAGUCAAUGUCAAAACAUCAGGCUUAAUUCAUGAAACAAGGCAUUUUCUGUGUAAAUCGUACAUAAAUCUACUUGCAUGCAAAUUAUUAAACUGAAUGCGACAAUUUACUUAAGAAUGUAUUAUGAACAAUUUACAAAAAAUUGUGUAACAAGGCCCUACAGUGAAUGUUUCCUUAUAAAGUUGAACAAAACAAAAGAUGAACAAGUUGAGCCAAACUGUUAGAAUUAUGGAAUGAAAACUAGCAAAAUAAAAUUGUGCACAGAUGAAAUUAAGUAAA
Molecule: messenger RNA, 1330 nt
Organism: Onychostoma macrolepis
Lineage: Eukaryota; Metazoa; Chordata; Actinopteri; Cypriniformes; Cyprinidae
Gene: s100b
Product: S100 calcium binding protein, beta (neural)
Exons: 3
Coding region: 145-432 (95 amino acids)
Biological process (GO): positive regulation of cell population proliferation; positive regulation of canonical NF-kappaB signal transduction
Cellular component (GO): nucleus; cytoplasm
Molecular function (GO): RAGE receptor binding; S100 protein binding; calcium ion binding
Source: RefSeq, a predicted model, not a curated record